This is a messenger RNA of Aegilops tauschii subsp. strangulata, 1081 nucleotides long. RefSeq lists its product as uncharacterized. Lineage: Eukaryota; Viridiplantae; Streptophyta; Magnoliopsida; Poales; Poaceae. The record is from RefSeq and is a predicted model, not a curated record.
GACCAAAUCAGACCGUUGGAGGCUCCUCCCCUGCGUCCACCUCUCGUCCCCUUAUUAAAACCUCGUCAUCCACCCGAGGAGAGAGAAUCAAUCCACCACGCCACCGCCGCCGCCGCCGCACCGGAUCCGCCGUUCCUUCGUCUUGGUUGGCCGAUCGAUCCAUGGACCGCCGGCCGCCGCUCGCCGUCUCGCCGCGCCGGCUCCGCCCGCGGCCGAGCCACGCCGCCGCCGGCCGCCCGCCCUUGGCGUCCUCCGUCCACAUCCCCUCGCCAGGAUUUAGCAAGAAAGCUCAGACGCCGAUGCGCUCGUCCAUCUGCGCUCUGCCGCCGCCGUCGUCCUACUCCUCCUACCUCGAGACCAGCCCGCGCCCGAAGCCGGACUUCACCGUCGUCGCGACAAGAGCUGCGGGGAAGGAGAACCUCCACUUCCAAGACGCCGACGACGCCGACGAGGCGGUGCCUUUCAACCUCGCCGACACGAGCACGGACGACUGGACGGCGGCGGUGGCGCCGACCAGCCCGCUGUUCGAGAGGGGCAGGCUGUACGACCUCUACUCCGCGCGGCGCAACGAGCGGCUCAAGCGCAAGCACGGCUGGUACGCCGCCGGCGAGGAGGAGGCGGGGGCGAUGGCCGAGGACCCUUGCGUGGCCGUGGAGCUGUCCAAGCGGCGGGGCGCCAAGAAGGCGGCCGGGGCCCCCGAGUCCGUGAUGAGGAGGUCGAUGCCGGCCGCACCAGCGGAGUUCUCGCAGAGCUACAGGGCCGGCGGCGGCCUGAGCGCCAUGAGGUCCUCGCUGAGGAGCAGCAAGGAGAUGAAGAAGCCCUCCGCCGCGUCGUCCUGCGCCACUGCCGCCAAGCCCUCCGCGGCCAAGGGCAGGAGGGUUGGCUCGCAGUCGUCGGUCCGCAGGAUCUGAUGAUGAUCUGUGUGCUGCUGGAAAUGACAUGGUUCUUCUUCCUUGGUUCAUCGUUGGAUGGUUGGGUGUUGAUAAAGAGUACUAGUGCUACUAGUGUGGAGUUUGGAACUGGUUUGGGGGCAAUAUAGCUGCGUGUUUGGUUACAUAAUUGAUAAUCUGAUCCGUUGAUA